Trifolium pratense (red clover) is the source of this 727-nucleotide messenger RNA. RefSeq names its product CASP-like protein 4D1. Bases 44 to 577 code for a protein of 177 amino acids. NCBI's taxonomy places the organism in Eukaryota, Viridiplantae, Streptophyta, Magnoliopsida, Fabales, Fabaceae. The record is from RefSeq and is a predicted model, not a curated record. The transcript has 3 exons.
CCAAGAUUUUUAUUUUAGGACUAAAAAUUUAGAAGGUUUUGAGAUGGAGAAUAACACAAAAAAUACUACUCCAACUUCAACUUCAACUAGCAAACCCUCAAACUCAACAGUUUCAAGAACUAUCCUUUUACUUCUUAGGGUGUUGACUUUUGUAUUUCUUCUCAUUGCUCUCAUACUCAUUGUCUUAACUAAGGAUGAUGAUGCUGAAAUCAAGUUCAAAGAUAUCCAUGCUUACCGAUACAUGAUCUCCACAAUAGUAAUUGGAUUUGCAUACAAUCUCCUACAAAUGGCACUUUCAAUUUUCAGUGUGGUAUCAGGAAAUCGUAUAUUAAAUGGUGACGGGGGCUAUAAGUUUGAUUUUUAUGGUGAUAAGAUAAUAUCAUACUUUCUACUUUCCGGUUCAGCCGCUGGAUUUGGUGCCUCAGAAGAUCUUCAUAGAGUCUUCAAAGCAGCAGAACUUCCCUUAAACUCAUUCUUUGGAAAGGCUAAUGCCUCAUCUAGUCUUCUUCUAUUUGGAUUCAUAGCCACAGCCAUAGCAUCAAUUUUCACCUCAUUUGCUUUGCCAAAAAGAGCUUAGUUUGAUGAGCAGAAUGGUCUAUGAUUUAAGAUAAUUACUAUAUUCUCUUUUCAAUUUUUUAGUUUGAUUUAGUUCAUUAAGUUUCUUUGUUUGUCAAUCAAUUAUAAAUAUUUUUAUAAUGGAUUUGCAUAUUCCUUAUUUUCUUUAAAA